AUGGAGCACCAGGACGAGACGACACCACUCCUCACAACCCCUCAUGAACAACCCAUCGAAGAUGAAUUCGCAACAUCCUCAGAGCCAUCACCAUUGCGCCUCCUCCCGCAAUGGUCACCGACCCAGCGGCGCGUCGUGAUCGCAAGCACUCUGCUCUUGUUAUGCGUCAAUUUCGGGGGUUUCAUGGCGCAACCGCCCCAACUUCAGAUAUUUGAGGAUAUUAUUUGCAGGAAUUAUGUGCAAUUGAUCAAUUCGACUCCUGGGGCUGCGGUUGCUGUUGAUGAUAUUUGCAAGUCGCCGGCGGUGCAGAAGGAGCUUGCGCUCGUGACGGGGUGGAAGAAUACGUUUGAUAUUUUGCCUUCUGUCGCUCUUGCUUUGCCAUUCGGUAUAUUAGCAGAUAAAAUUGGACGAAGACCAGUUACGAUCAUGGCGCUGACCUCGUUGAUGUGCAGCGAGGUAUGGUGUAGGAUUGUCUGCUGGUUCAAUCUACCUAUUCGCUUGCUCUGGCUUGCAGGGUUGUUUCAACUCCCCGGUGGCGGUAACCUUAUGUCUGUCACUAUGCUCAUGACGAUAAUGGCAGAUGUGUUUUCUGCGGAGGAACGAGGCACAGCAAUGUUCCGCCUAAGCUCAAUGGCAGUCGUCGCCGAAAUCGUCGCAACACCCUUGGGUGCGAUGAUGGUAACAUCUAAUCCAUGGAUUCCAUACAUGCUUGGACUAGUUAUCAUGAUUGUUAGCUCGUGCUUUGUCCUCAUCAUGCCAGAGACACUCAACCAGAUGGGCGACAAAGAUGGUAUACAGCAGGAGGAUUCAGAAGAGUCCGACGAGAGCUCCACGCUAUUACCGGCGAAGAAUGAGACAGUCACACAAAUUAUCGUUGUAAAAGCGCAAGAAUUCAUUUCGUCUUCGAAGUUCUUGUGGACAUCACCGCGGAUACUGAUUACUGUUGUGGCAGCGUUUGCUGGUAGUCUGGAUAACAGUUCGGCCUAUUUACUCAUUCAGUACGUAUCGGCGAAGUUCCAUUGCACGAUCGCUGAGGCAAGCUACCUCAUCUCAGUACGAGGUUGCAUGACACUCGCAACACUACUCAUCGUCCUCCCCAUCCUAUCCUCUUUCCUAACUCGCUUCCUCCACUACGACGCAAUCACAAAAGACCUAUCCAUUGCUCGCCUCUCCGCCAUGGCAGGUAUCCUCGGCUACUUCAUGAUCUUCAUCGCAUCCACAACCUUCUCAUUACUCGCCGGAACACUGUUCAUCUCAUUCUCUAGCCCCUUUGUAUGGUCCGUCGUGUGCGUGGCUACAUCCUUUGUGCCCUCACAAAACCAAAUCGCGACGUUGUAUGCUGCAAUGUCAGUAUCCAGAUCUGUGGGGGGUGUUGUUGCUGGGCCGAUAUUUGCGAGUUUGUACGGUGUGGGGAUGCAGUUAGGGCUGGAGUGGUCGGGGUUGCCGUUUGCUGUGGGCUCGAUUAUAUUUUUGUUGACUCUGAUUCCGGUUGUCUGCAUUAGAGCGCACGCACGUGUUGGAGAGGGCUCUUAA
Talaromyces marneffei is the source of this 1533-nucleotide messenger RNA. RefSeq lists its product as uncharacterized. Gene Ontology annotation, molecular function: transmembrane transporter activity. The transcript is spliced from 5 exons. Bases 1 to 1533 code for a protein of 510 amino acids. The record is from RefSeq and is a predicted model, not a curated record. NCBI's taxonomy places the organism in Eukaryota, Fungi, Ascomycota, Eurotiomycetes, Eurotiales, Trichocomaceae. Gene Ontology annotation, biological process: transmembrane transport. Gene Ontology annotation, cellular component: membrane.